GCUAUCUCCGGACAUAAACAUGGCAGUCUCAGUUGGUGUUCCAUCCAUCUCCCAGCUGUCAGCGGGACAUGCGACUGUCUAUGAGAAUUUCUUCAGACAGGCAGAUGUGUCUAACACUGGUCAAAUUGGAGCAUCAGAUGCUGCAGCCUUCCUUAAAAAGUCUGGUUUAAAAGAGGGAAUUCUUCACCAGAUUUGGGAGCUAUCUGAUCCACAAGGAACUGGAUUUCUUGAUAAACAUAGAUUUUUCUUGGCACUGAGAUUGAUUGCCCUAGCACAGAAUGGUAAAGAUGUCUCACUGUCAAAUCUGAUGUUGCUAGUUCCAGCACCAAAAGUAGGUGAUGUGAUACUUCCAGCUGUACCCCCUCCACAGGAAAGUACACUAUGGGCUGUAAAACCAGCAGAAAAAGCUAAAUAUGACAACAUUUUUGAAGGGCUACAACCAGUCAAUGGUCUUCUUCCAGGAGAAAAAGUGAGACCUGUUCUCUUAAACUCAAAGCUUCCCAUUGAUGUGCUUGGUCGUGUGUGGGAGCUUGCUGAUAUUGAUAAAGAUGGAAUGUUAGACAAUGAUGAAUUUGCAGUGGCAAUGCAUCUUGUGUACCGUGCAUUAGAAGGAGAUCCAGUCCCCCUAACGCUUCAUGGCAAGCUUAUACCUCCUUCAAAAAGGAAAUUAAAAUUGUCUUCAUCAGCUCCUUCCUCACCAUCUCCAAAGGGACUUACUCCACCAUCAGUCAGCAGUUCUGUUCUCUCCACAGUCACGACUACUCAGGAAAGCCCAUGGGUUGUUACAAGUGCUGACAAGUUGCGUUAUGAUGCCAUGUUCAAACAAGCCGAUAAGGAUGCUGAUGGACUUGUCUCUGGAGAAGAAGUGAAGAGUAUCUUCAUGGCAUCUGGGUUGCCACAACAAGUUCUUGCUCACAUAUGGGGACUGUGUGACACAACAGGCCAAGGACGCCUAAACUCUGAGCAGUUUGCCCUUGCCAUGUAUCUUAUACAUCAGAAGGUUAUGGGUGUAGAUCCACCACAAGCCUUGCAGCCAGAGAUGGUUCCACCCUCCAUGAGGAGUGGAAGUGCUGCCAGCCCUGCUGGGGGAGAGGAAAGAGAGGGGGGAGGUGCUGGAUCUGUCAUUUCAACACUGAGUGAUUUUUCGGCCAUCAAAGAGCUGGACAAAAUAACCAAAGAAAUUGAAGACCUUGGGAGAGAAAAAGCCAGUUUGCAGCAUGAGAUUGAAGAGAAAGAAGAAAUGAUCAGACAAAGAAAUGGAGAAAUACAGAAUCUACAGAGUGAACUUGAAAAAACUAAACUGAAAUAUCAAGAAUUAGAGAGACAAAAAGCAGAUUCACAAGGCAAACUUGAUGACUUAGACAAAGAGAAAGCCAAAUUGGAAGAAAUGUUGAAAGAUGCAAAGCAGAAAUGCGAGGAAGAAACAAAAACGAUAAACAGUUUGCAGGCGCAGAUCGCAUCUUCGAGAAAAUCAGCCCUGCAACAAGAAGAAGAACUUAGCGACGCGAGAGAUGAAUUGAACAGAAUUAGAGAAGACGAAACCAAGCUAGAACGAGAGAUCGAGUCCAGUAAAGAACACCUAGAGACAGUCCAGAAACAAAUCAAAGCUGUUCAAACAGAAAUUUCGCAGGUCAGAUCAAAGGUUUCAACACUUGAAGAAACAAACAGUAGCCUAAACGCCAAUAUCGCACAUUACAAUUCGUUGAUGAACUCCAAUAGUUUGUCCAGUGGUCCAGCGUCCAUUCCGGAUUUUGCACCCCUGACAGAUGCGUUUGACAUGACGCCGACUCCUUCAGAAGCCGAUGCCAUGAGUGUCAGAGCGACGGCCGGUAGCAGUCCCGUGAGCAGCAUAAGCGGCUUUAGUGUUGGAUCUGGUCGAGUAGAUGAAGCUGUAGAUGAUUUUAAGGAUACAGAUCCCUUCAAGAGCAAAGAAAAUUUAUUUAGUUCUUCGGAAACGGAAUCUAACGAUCCUUUCCACGUAGACGAUCCUUUUAAAACAGACCCAUUUCAUUACAAGAGCGUCUCGUUCGCGGACCCUUUCCCAGGCGAUCCGUUUGAGGGCGAAGAUUUGUUCAAAGGUGAUCCUUUCAAAAGUGACCUUCCAGCCAGUGCAGGAGCUAAUGGUUCUGGGGCAGGAAUAAGCAAUGGUUUAUCAUCUUCACCAGCAAAAUCAGAUCCUUUUGCUAUGGAUCCCUUCCAGAGCACAUUUCCAAGCAGCAAAAGUCCGGCAGAUAACUUUUUCAGCUCGGAUCCGUUUAAACCAUCUGGGAGUGGUUCAGAUACUAAGAAAAGCACGAAUAACUCACAGGAUAAAGAUUCUCUCUCGUCUGUCAAAGAUCCUUUCAGCAAUCCCUUUGGUCCUGAUCCAUUUGGUUCCUGAUGAAACUCGACCUUUCCCGAUUAAACAUGCCGAAUUGUCUGAAUGUCUUCAAAAGUGUCGGCAAGAACAAGAUUAUGGCUCUUGUAGUCUGCGGCCUCAAAAACUUUGUUCAAAGUUAGCGAAAACUAAGCAACGACUGUAUUGAGAGUCGAUGGGAAAAAUAGCAGUUUCGGUCAAAAA
Pocillopora damicornis (cauliflower coral) is the source of this 2560-nucleotide messenger RNA. Its product is annotated as epidermal growth factor receptor substrate 15-like 1. Gene Ontology annotation, biological process: endosomal transport; endocytosis. The record is from RefSeq and is a predicted model, not a curated record. NCBI's taxonomy places the organism in Eukaryota, Metazoa, Cnidaria, Anthozoa, Scleractinia, Pocilloporidae. Gene Ontology annotation, molecular function: cadherin binding; calcium ion binding. Gene Ontology annotation, cellular component: cytoplasm; plasma membrane; clathrin coat of coated pit.